This is a messenger RNA of Patella vulgata (common limpet), 5256 nucleotides long. RefSeq lists its product as uncharacterized. The record is from RefSeq and is a predicted model, not a curated record. Bases 282 to 1211 code for a protein of 309 amino acids. Gene Ontology annotation, cellular component: membrane. The transcript has 2 exons. Lineage: Eukaryota; Metazoa; Mollusca; Gastropoda; Patellidae.
UUAUACAUGUGGAGUUGAUGACGGGAACUGUAGCGGAGCUUGCCAAGAACGCCACACGAUUUGACUUGAAAUUCAGUCUACUUGUAGGGCCAGCUGCCGGCAUAUAACGGUUAUUGGCUGCUGAUCAUUCUCACAGCUCGCAUCCAUUAAGUUGAACAUCAUAUGUUCGGCAUUACAUGGAGUACUUAUUGUGUAUAUAUUUAUUAAAGGAUCUAGCUUAGACCUUCACUUAAUUCUCAAGAAUUACAGUAUGAAUUAGAUGAACCUGUAAGCCAUACAGCAUGGAGAGUCCUCGCAAAUCACCAUCUCCAGACGACCCACGUCAUAGUAAGGAGAGGGGUUCUGGCGGGACGCUCAGGAGUGGAAGUGACACUCCAGAUAUAGUUGCUAACACAAUGGAAAAUGCUUCCGCCGAGGAAGCAGGGAGUGCUGACCAAGGCCCAAGUAUCAAAAACACGUACGCGACAACCCCAGUGUGCUGCAUAGACAGUAAGAGUCACCAUGUGCCCUUGCCGCCAUAUGAACUUGUCACUAAAAAGAACGUUAAUUCCUAUCCAAUCUGUGAUAUACCUAUGCAGUAUUUUCCUUCCGAUCCACAACAACAAGUGAUAUAUGCAAAUACUCCAAGCAAUAGGGGAGAUAACUGGCAAAAGACAACAUCCCCUGGUGCGAGGAACGUGGGAGGUGACCAUCCAACUUUAACGCAACCAGCACCUGGUCAAUCCCCAGUAAAACCCGAUGACCUAUACGCAAAAGUCGACAAAACGAGGAGAAAGGACAACUUUAAGCCAAUAAAGGUUCAACCUACUUAUGAAAACACCGAAAGUCUGACUACGGUAGUUGUCAAAGAUCCGAAAACAAAAACUACGAAAGUCACCACAGAAAAGACAUCACCAGUUGAGGCUGAGGAUCUGCCUAAAGAAAUUCCCAACACAAAUAUAGCUGUUGGCUUUUUAGUCACAAUGUGUUUUAAUAUCCCCAUUGGGGCUGUGGCCAUAUUUUUUUCUCUAAUGGCCGCUAAGUCGUACCGUGAUGGGAACACAAAGCUUGGAGAAAAACGUACACGAUACGCGAUGAUUAUUAGUUUGUUAGGUAUCGUUGUUACUGUACUAUUUGUUAUGGGAGCUGUGUUAUAUCUUGCUAUGUCAUCAACGGAGAGCAAAGAAAGAAAACAUGCGCAAACUAAGAGUCAAAGUAGUUUUAGCUUAUGAAUGACUUGCUCGCUUGUGACUCGAUAACAAAUACAACGUAGAGUAAAUGUCGGUAUUAUGGUUUAGAAUAAGACUUAAAUGUUGAGAGGUGAGGCGAGAGUGUACGAAAUGUUUUAGCUGUGCGACGUUAAGUAUGUGCAUUGUCGAAGAGAUAAAUGUUAUUCUAAAUGCGGCUAGAAAUAUUCUCAAAACGCUGCAUGAAAACUACAUUACCAGCAAUGUCUUAUUGGAAAUGUAGAAUGGUGUGUUUCGAAUAUAAUUACCCCCAGAAACUGGGAAUAACCCACAAUACCCCUACACGAAACGCAUGUUGUGUUUGGAACACAAUAACAAUAUGAGAUACUAAAAUGUGUAGGCCAGUUAUGUCGCAGUCGUUUACAAUUCGUAUCAGUUUAGAAAGUAAUUGUGUUCAAAACACACAGCUUUAUCAUCAAUAAACGUUUUAUUUUAAUAUUACCUGUAGGGCGGUUUCUGGGUACGGGUUUUGUGGGGUUACACAUCUUAGCGUCUCUAGAUCAGUCAUAAUUCUUGUCGGAGAUCGUUUCAUAUUUUUAUGGUAAUUGUGUUCAAAACCCACAACGUUAUCAGCUUCAUUUAACUAAAACCGGUAAUAUUGUUUUUAUUUAGAGUUAUGUGCUUUAGGUUAGGCUAUUUGGGGUACGGGUUACCCUUAGUUAUACGGCUUGAGGUUUAUGGAACAUUGUUUUAUAUUUAGGUCCUGGCUUGAGGUUUAUGGAACUUGAUUUUGAGAUUUUUAAGUUCAGUUUAAUGAUAUUGGGUCGAAAAUUAAUGAAUAAUAUUUAUUUAUUUGUAUUUACGUUGGGUAUGACUUGAUUUGUAACAUAAUAUCAAUAUUUUUUCUAAUGUUACAAACCGUUAAUUCGAAAUUUAUUCAUUUCCAAUUCAUCAAAUAUUCUAAUAUUCUUUAUUAGGUUAACCAUUGGAUUUUUUUGCGCAUGUCAACUUGAUUCUGUAACAAUGUAUUUAAAUUUUGAACAACCGUUCAAACAAACCCUCAUCAUCUAACUGACGGAUAGGGUUUAUUUUUGUCUGUUCAAUAAAGCCGGUUAAAGGAUAGGAAAGUAUAGGCACAUGUUUAUUUAUAAAACUCUAGUUUAAGAUCUUAUGUGAAAGCGUUAUGAGUGGAAAGUAUAAAGCAAUCUGUCAACCUGGACACCCACCAUUAUCGGUCGUGUGUAGAUUCACGAAACCUGGUAUGACCAGCGUAAGAAAGAGUUGAUCCUAACCAUGUUACAAAAUUCCGGCUACUGAUCAGUUAACGCGGACCACGUUUCGGUUCUAAGAUUUUUUUUUUAUCCUUUCCAAAGAGUAAUUGAUUUUAAAUAUCUUCCGUAUCUUUGAAAUAGGGAAUAUUAAUUCGGCACAUUUUCUGAUUGUUCUUUUUUGUCAUAUUCUUAAAGUGCAUCAUUUCUUUUCCGUUUAAAUGCAUAGUUCCAUAAGCUGACUUCGAUAAGCUGACAAAACUGGCAGAAAACUCAUUAAUUAUGUAACACUUCUAUGAAGCAUGUACCAAGAUUCAACUUUUUGAAUAACUGCCGGGUUUCUGAUUCGGGGGUAAGAAAGGAAACAAGAGUCCUCCCACAAAGGGUUGGUGUUUCCAAAGAGCUGGACGGAUUCGGAGGUGCACUGCAUAACUGACGAGCUUCUCUCAUUGGGUGAUAUUAUUGUUAUGACCUUAAACAAACAUCGAAUUGUUGACAAUAUUUGUAACCUUUUGAGAAUGGGGUUAAUUGUAAUAAUUGUACAUAGAUUAUAAACAUGUAUAGAUAAUGAUAUUAUAAAUUUGUAUAAAGCUAUUAACUUAUUUUAAAAAUAUCUCUCUCGUUACUAAUUUAACAUUAAUAACAGUGAGUCAAACUAAAAGCGCCUAGAUAUUAUCAAAUGAAUGACUCGGCUCGAUAGCAGCCCAACGUUUACGAAUUUAAUGAUAAAUGUUAUUAGAAGCCCACCCCUCAUCAUUGUUAAUUUGUGUCUUCCUCAUGCCUUGAUUCGAAAAGGGAUUAUUAUCUCGAGUAUUUCUAUUCUAAACUGAAUGCAUUUUUCUCGAGUAUUUCUAUUCUAAUACAAAUGUAUCUAUCUCGAGUAAUUCUAUUCAAAACCGAAUGUAUCUAUUUUGAGUAUUUAUAUUCUAAAACAGAUAUAUCUAUCUCGAGUAGUUCUAUUUGAAACCGAAUGUAUCUAUUUUAAGUAUUUAUAUUCUAAAGCAAAUGUAUCUAUCUCGAGUAAUUCUAUUCGAAACCGAAUGUAUCUAUUUUGAGUAUUUAUAUUCUAAAACAAAUGUAUCUAUCUCGAGUAAUUCUAUUUGAAACCGAAUGUAUCUAUUUUGAGUAUUUAUAUUCUAAAACAGAUGUAUUUAUCUCGAGUAGUUCUAUUCGAAACAGAAUUUAUAUAUAUCUUGAGUAUUUAUGUAUUAAAACAAAUUUAUUUAUUUCGAAUAUUUCUAUUCGAAACCGAAUGCAUUCAUCCCGACUACUACUAUUUGUGUUAACCGUCUGGAGAAUUUUCACGCCUUGAUAAGUCUUUCUUUUAUCGAAACCGAAUAUUUUUAUCCCGUGUAUAACUGGAGGCAGACCACCAUUAAUUUCCCCAUUGACUUCAAUGUUAAUUCUGGCCUCUUUGCCCACCUCCAACUUUUCCCAAAAUUUUCGUUGGACUGAAUGCUUUUCACUACAGACAAAGGAACAAAUGGUCAUGUCUUUGCACUAAAAUUUGUAUGGGGUUGACCACCAAAAUUUUUGAGAUACACAAACCUGAAGAAGCAUACUAAAAACAUGUAACUAGUUGCCGAACAUCACCGUAGCCAAUAUGAUAACCCCGUUAUCCUUUCGCCUCACAAUCAUGAAUAUUUACCAAAACCUGGCAGAAAAUGUUAAUUCAAACCCUCUUCAUCCAUUCUAGACCAAAAAAUCAACCAAAAUGGGCAUGCAAAAGGGGAGAAAAGAUACAGAGACAGAAUUGCUAUAAAUAGACGAACUACAAUUUAAUGGUGGUCUGUAUCCAACUAUUUGUGUAAACUAUCAGGAGAGUUACUUCCCUUGUCCCAAUGUUAUUUCGCUUUAACAACCACAAAGAGUUUUGAUUAGAUAUUUCCCAUCGAUUCUGGCAGAAUUGUUGCGUUUUUAUUUAUUACUUUACAGCCCAUCUAAGUCGUCACUUUAUUUUCCUAGAAUAAUUUAUAUGAAAUUUGUUAUAUAUGAAUAUCUAAGUAUAUCUCAUAGUUAAAUAUAAGCACGGAUUUUGUUCACAUGAUUAAGUCUAAUGAACUGCCGAGUAAAUCUAUUAUAGAAUACUAAUUAUAAUUAUGUAGAUCGUUGAUGUAGGUCUUGGGCCUUACUGUUGGACAUUGUAUGUCUUAAAGCCCCCGGUCGACUUUGCUGACGCCAACAACUUAUUUUUUUUAUAUACGCAUAAUAAGUGUCAGAUGUUUAGUUUUGAUAUGGGAUCUUUCGAAGUACUUUGAAGUAGUCGAUGAAACUGGAUUUAAAUUAAACUGACUUUCGACCUCAAUGAUCGGAGACUAUGUGCUUUAGAGUGGUACAGAACAGACCUGAUCUAGAAAUUCUAUGAUUACACCUAAAUAUAUUCCAUACUUUGGAAAAAAAAGUUUGGCGCUUUCUUCCAACUUUUUUCUAGAUUUGAUAAUGGAUUCGUGUGUAUGUCUGCUGCAUUAUAUGUUUUACAAAUGCAUGUUUAAAUAAAUAUUUGUUUAAGUUAUACGGGAUUCAGCUGUUUUUGUUGGAUUAUUUUUUAAAGUGGACCUGGCCUUUCAGAUAAUUUAGAACGUAUUAUCUUUAUAUUGUACAAUUGUUAUUUUGACUAAUUGUUGUUAAAUUAUAAAUUGUGUAUAUAAUAAUACUUUAAUGUGCCAUAAGUGUUUUGUACAUUGCGUCAAGCUGUAGUACUAACGCAUGUAAAUUAUAAAAUGCAUAAAUAUUUUAGGCUUCAAAAUUUGACCAUAUAUUGAAAGUAGUGACUGCCUGUUUGUUUCAGUGCCUUAACUGUUCCUCAAUAAAAUCAUGUUAGA